CCAUGUUCUGUGUACUGUGGGAGACCAGAUAUAGUGAAUGCAGGGUCCGGGGAGAGCGGAUAUAGUGAAUGCAGGGUCCGGGGAGCGGAUAUAGUGAAUGCGGGGUCCGGGGAGGCCGGAUAUAGUGAAGGCAGGGUCCGGGGAGGGUCCGGGGAUAUAGUGAAUGCAGGGUCCGGGGAGACCGGAUAUAGUGAAUGCAGGGUCCGGGGAGACCGGAUAUAGUGAAUGCAGGGUCCGGGGAGACCGGAUAUAGUGAAUGCAGGGUCCGGGGAGACCGGGGAUAUAGUGAAUGCAGGAAUGCAGGUCCGGGGAGACCGGAUAUAGUGAAUGCAGGGUCCGAAGAGACCGGAUAUAGUGAAUGCAGGGUCCGAAGAGACCGGAUAUAGUGAAUGCAGGGUCCGGUG
Messenger RNA from Staurois parvus, 404 nucleotides. The record is from the annotation of a GenBank genome assembly. NCBI's taxonomy places the organism in Eukaryota, Metazoa, Chordata, Amphibia, Anura, Ranidae.